CUCUUGUUCAGAUACAUCAGGCUGUGUUUGUGAAUCUACAGCAAAGGGGUUUUGGAAGGAGGAGUUACAGGAAGGGAUAUUGCUCACACCAUUACAGACUCACAUCUUCCGCUCCGGAACAUUCAUUGAGAAUGUUGCUCCUUCAUGAAACAUUUAUUGUUGUUGUCUGGUCUGCAGGAGUCUAGGAAUUGCUCACAAGACUGCCUUUACCGGUUUGAGAGGACAUGUCAAGGUGAACAAUGGCUCAGCAAAUGAUUGUCCAGUGCAGCUGCCUGGAGAGCUACAAGCGGACUUGUUUCUGUAUAAGGAAGUAAUAUACACUACUGAGCAAGACUACACUGUAUGAUCAGAUCAAUUUGGAGGAUGCUGGUACCCUUUGAUAAGGUCUUUCUUGUGUCCUGAAGUGUCUUAUAGUGGCUACUGAACAACCUUAAAAACCAAUGUGUUUAGCACCUAGCAGGAAAGAUGAGAUUGAAAUGGAACCUUCUGAGGGGGCAUCGUCAGCUUCCAUUAUACAACCUAAGCUGGAUCAACCACCAAUGGGCAAAGGAGUCACCAAACUGUACCUUGUAGCUGCAGUAUUACUUUGGUUAGUAACUGGUACAACCAUAUCUAGCCUAAACAAAUGGAUAUUUGUAGUGUACAACUUCAGGUAUCCCCUGUUUCUGUCCUCACUUCAUAUGCUCACAGCUGUCUUGAUGGAAUACCCCAUGCUCCGUUUCGGCUUGGUGAAGCUGAAGGCUGAGGAAGAAGUGUCUCUGAAUGCCACUGCCAGGUUUAAAAUCUUUCUUCUGAGUUUGACUUUCUGCUCCAGCAUUGCCUUUGGGAACCUGGGACUAAGCUGCGUUCAGCUCUCUUUGGCUCAGAUGAUUUAUACGACAACCCCUUUAUUUACGCUGGUACUUUCAAAAGUAUUCCUGGGUGCCAGACAGCACACACUGAAGUACACUGCCAUGAUCCCUAUAUGCCUGGGGGCCUGCUUCAGCAUUAUCGGAGAGGCUCAGUUCGACCAAACUGGAUGUAUGUACCUUUUUGCUUCUACCUUUCUCAGAGGACUGAAAUCUAUACAACAGAGUUCACUUCUGAAAGAGGAGAGAAUUCACUCGGUAACAUUGCUGUAUCUGAUGUCCAUCCCCAGCUUCUGCAUCCUCUUUAUGGCUUCAGUGCUACUGGAGAGAGAGAUAGCAUGGGAAACACCACCAGACUGCCACAACAAACUCUGGUUCUUCAUUGUUCUCAGUUGCUUGGGAUCUGUCUUGUAUAAUUUGGCAAGCUUCUGUGUCAUCACCCUGACCUCUGCAGUCACCAUACAUGUGUUAGGAAACCUCAACUUGGUUGGUAACCUUGUCCUAUCUAGAGUGCUCUUUGGAAAUCAGUUGACAUUUCUUAGUUACACAGGCAUUGGUCUAACACUGGCAGGGAUGUUUAUGUAUCACAACUGUGAUCUUAUAGAGGAACACUUUGGAUCUAGAAAAUCUCUUCAUACUCCUGACCAGCAUGCCAAGUCAGAGUGAUUCAUAUCACCAAAGAUGCCCAGUUUGCGAAGGAUUGUUUAUCUGCCAAA
Molecule: messenger RNA, 1564 nt
Organism: Spea bombifrons (plains spadefoot toad)
Lineage: Eukaryota; Metazoa; Chordata; Amphibia; Anura; Pelobatidae
Gene: SLC35E4
Product: solute carrier family 35 member E4
Exons: 3
Coding region: 441-1514 (357 amino acids)
Cellular component (GO): Golgi apparatus
Molecular function (GO): antiporter activity
Source: RefSeq, a predicted model, not a curated record